AUGAGCCAAAUCCGCCUCCGCCAACUUCGAAAAUGGAUGGUCUUCAUCACCACCCUCAACUUCCUUGGCAUGAUAGCCUGCUACGGCUACAUCGGCUACGAGAUCGAGCUGAACAAAAAGUACGGCUACAGCGGCGGAAAUCUCCGCUGGGUGGACUGGACCAUCAUCAUUUCCGCCAUCGGCUUCUUCAUCUUCUAUAUCCUGUCCCUUCGCGGAUCAGGAUUCCAAAACGUCCACAAGUACCUCCGGACCUUCUUGCUCCUGGUGCCUACUAUUAUGGUCUUGUACAUUACCUGUAAAACCAUCAAUUUGGAGUUGGCGUACAGCCGUUAUCCUUAUGAGGGGACGCCGUUUACUUGUGGGGAUAUCGGGAAUUAUCCGUGCUACCUCCAGUACACCAACUUGUUCAUGGUGUUGAUUUCGGCGUUGUUUGUGGUGAUUGAGAUUGGAGCAACGCUGGCUUGGGGUCCGUUGGAGAAGGCGCAUCAGUUCGGAGGGGCGCAGGGUGGGUAUGUCCAGAACGCCAAUGUCAUCCUCGUCAGUCCUGAUCAGCCUUACCAGCAGCAACAGCAGUACUAUUCUCCUCAGCAGCAACAACAGUUCCAACAACAACAACAGCAGUAUUAUUACCCUCAUAUGCAACAACUCCAGCACCCUCCACAACAACCCAUCCUCAUCGGCCCAAAUGUCACGCAGCAACAACAGCCGCCGCAAGGACCAGGCUCGCCAUUAAAGGACCUCCCUUCUACUCCCUCAGAGUACACGCAGUCACCAAUUGCUGCAACAGCGACAUCAGGAUAUCAGCCUUCACCACAGCCUUCUCAACCGUCGAUAUCAGAGCACCAUCCUUCCUCCUCUCCCUUUACUCCUGCGCACUAA
Messenger RNA from Linnemannia hyalina, 879 nucleotides. NCBI's taxonomy places the organism in Eukaryota, Fungi, Mortierellomycota, Mortierellomycetes, Mortierellales, Mortierellaceae. The record is from the annotation of a GenBank genome assembly.